Moneuplotes crassus is the source of this 1476-nucleotide messenger RNA. NCBI's taxonomy places the organism in Eukaryota, Ciliophora, Spirotrichea, Euplotida, Euplotidae. The record is from the annotation of a GenBank genome assembly.
AAAUGGACAAAAAAAGAAAAUUUUGGAUGCUUAAAGCCCCAGCGACUUUCAUUUCUAAGGAUAUGAAAAAUACGAAAAUGAAACAGUUUGGAUUAAAAACUGUGACUUCACAAGUAUUAAUGCCUCAUACACGGAUGCAUACAUUUUCAAAUAGUCGGAGGAAAAGUAAAGCAAAGGGAGCUUUGUCUUUGAAAAAGAAAGCUAUAUUGAGCCCAAAAUAGUUUAUCUCCGAAUAAAACUAUUAAUAAUCGGAUUAAAGAGGUAAAACAGGAGAUAGUUCAGAAGGAAUUACUUAAGAAGUUCGAUGAGCUCAAUCAAGAAGGUUACUUUAUCCUGAAUGAUUUUGAGUAUUUUAAAGAAUAUACUAGACAAAGCUUUAUUUAUAAGGAAAGUAUCCCAAAAAGCCGCCUGCUUACUACUCAGGAUUAUCUCGAUAUUACCGAAGAUAGGCUCUUUUUGGCUAAAUUUAGGAAGACCUUUACAAAACAAAAGCCAAAUAUAGUUAAUAGUAUAAAUGAAGACCUUAAGACAAGUAACCCUCCUCAUGGAGGGGUUUCAUUAACCAAAGGGGCAAGUGAAGCAAAUUCUUCAAAGAUGGGGAUAUAUUCUCCAAACCUCAAUGCUUCUGAUAUGAUCCCCCCUCUACCUCCAAACAUCGAGAAAAUCUACAAUAGUUUUAAAAGGGCUCAGCCAAAUAGUGGAAUCCUCCCAAGCACAAGGAGGAAGCCUCGGAAAAUCCUAAACCAGUUCAAGAAGACUGAGGCUUUCAAUAGGCUUAUGAGCACUACUCUUCGUAACAAACGAAAAUAAGCACGAGAAGAAUCAAGAGAUGGCUAUCCAUGUGGAUAGACGACCUUGUGUUUUCGUGUCUAAACUCAACAUUCUGGGACCUGUUAAUGAAUUGGCAUUAAACUCUCCUCAGAAUAGAACCCAUGUAAAGAGUGCUAUCCCUUUGGAUUUUGAAGGUAAAGGGAGAUCUAAUGGUAGUGAUUUUCAGAAACUUGGGUCAGACGAUCAUCAUAAAGCCUCAAGUUCAAGUAGCAGCUCUGAGAAUUGUACUAAGUCUGAUAAAAACAGUCUUACUUCUGAGAUCACAGACUCUUUAAGAGAAAGUAAUACAUUAAUUUCUUCAAAGCGGAAGACUAAAUUUAAACCUACAAAAUUUGUAAAAGUGAAAAAGAGGAAAUAUGAGCUGCCAAAUUGUUUAAAGAUUCAAGCUAAAAUUCCAAGUUUGAAGAAAGCUUUUGUUUCAAAGAAUCGAGAACCAAUGGAGCCUAUCUUAUCUAGGCCUAGCAGAAGCAGGUAUCCAUCAAUUCCUAAGAAUCAUUCUAGAAAUUUGGGCUAUUUGGGUAGGACUAUGGCCAGUUUUAAUCUGUAAUAAAACUACAUCAAACAGAGUUUCAUGGAUAUCUGGUCGCAAGCCUCUAACCAUAAAACUUCAGCUGAAGCAGUAUGAGACUAAGAAAUUAUCAUUUA